GUCUCCACCUGGUUCGCCAACGCCCGCCGGCGGCUGAAGAAGGAGAACAAGAUGACCUGGACCCCGCGUACAGGAAAAACGCCACCCGCGACGCCACGGCCACGCUGAAGGCCUGGCUGCAGGAGCAUCGCAAGAACCCCUACCCCACCAAGGGCGAGAAGAUCAUGUUGGCCAUCAUCACCAAGAUGACCCUCACUCAGGUCUCCACCUGGUUCGCCAACGCCCGCCGGCGGCUGAAGAAGGAGAACAAGAUGACCUGGGCCCCACGGAACAAGAGCGAGGACGAGGACGACGACGAAGGCGACGGGGCGAGGAGUAAAGAGGAAAGUCCCGAGAAGAUGCCCGAGAGCAACGAAACCUCCGCGGAGGACGAAG
This is a messenger RNA of Phaethon lepturus (White-tailed tropicbird), 375 nucleotides long. Its product is annotated as iroquois-class homeodomain protein irx-2-like. The transcript has a single exon. Gene Ontology annotation, biological process: regulation of transcription by RNA polymerase II; neuron differentiation; cell development. The record is from RefSeq and is a predicted model, not a curated record. Gene Ontology annotation, cellular component: nucleus. The annotation marks the transcript as partial. Gene Ontology annotation, molecular function: DNA-binding transcription factor activity, RNA polymerase II-specific; RNA polymerase II cis-regulatory region sequence-specific DNA binding. NCBI's taxonomy places the organism in Eukaryota, Metazoa, Chordata, Aves, Phaethontiformes, Phaethontidae.